AACGAAACUCAAAAACGUGCUCUUCCUCUCCCAUAAUGGCCACCACAAAUCGAGACGAAUCCGACAAAGACAGUACGGCUUCUUCUUCAAUAACAAUGCCGGAAUCCAGUCGCCGGAGUUGGAUGAGUAGUACUAAUCUCAGCAGUUUCAGUAGUCGCCGGAGUUCAAUUUCACUCUGCAAUGAAAACCCCUAUUUCUCCAACUCACACAAACCACACAAAUCAAAUCAAAUCCCUUGGGAACUCAUUCGACGGAUCCGAGUCGAAUCAGGUCAAAUCAAACUCGAGCAUUUCCGGUUACUCCGCCGAGUCGGCGGCGGAGAUAUCGGUAGUGUUUAUUUAUGUGAAAUUCGGAAUCCGGUUGUUGGUUUGCCGCAGUGUUUUUACGCUAUGAAGGUUGUGGAUCGAGAAGCGGUUGAGAUAAGGAAGAAAUUGCAGAGAGCGGAAAUGGAAAAGGAGAUUUUGGGGAUUAUUGAUCAUCCAUUUUUGCCUACUUUGUAUGCACAAUUUGAAGCUUCGCAUUAUUCGUGCUUGGUUAUGGAGUAUUGUCCCGGCGGAGAUUUGCAUGCCGUCCGGCAACGGCAGCCCGGAAAACGUUUCAGCAUUUCCUCUGCUAAGUUUUAUGCAGCAGAAAUAUUAGUGGCACUAGAAUAUCUUCACAUGAUGGGAAUUGUAUACAGAGAUUUAAAACCAGAAAAUGUGCUUGUAAGAUCAGAUGGUCACAUUAUGCUUUCAGAUUUUGAUCUUUCUUUUAAAUGUGAUGAAGUUGUUCCAACACUCGUAAAGUCGAAAACAACAAAAUCCAUUACCAAAACCCCAAGAAAUUCAUACUGUGCUAUGCCAAUUCAACCAGUUCUAUCCUGUUUUUUAUCAAGAAAAACAGAACAAAACCAUGAAAACCAAGAACAGAAUCAAGAAAUUGUUGCUGAACCUAUAAAUGCUCGAUCAAAAUCCUUCGUUGGCACACACGAGUAUUUAGCCCCCGAGGUGAUUUCAGGACAGGGUCAUGGAAGUGCAGUAGAUUGGUGGACAUUAGGGGUGUUUCUGUAUGAGCUUAUUUUUGGUACCACUCCUUUUAAAGGAGAGAAUAAUGAGAAAACGCUCGUCAACAUACUGAAGAAACCAUUGACAUUCCCAAGAAUCGCGAUAAGUAGCAGCAGAGAGUAUGAAGAGAUGGUGAAAGUUCAAGACUUGAUUUGUAGAUUACUUGUGAAGAAUCCAAAGAAGAGAAUUGGGAGUUUACAAGGUAGUGUUGAAAUCAAGAAACAUGAGUUUUUUAAAGGUGUAAAUUGGGCUUUGAUUAGGUCAAUUAAGCCACCAGAAGUACCAAAUGAUUUGGUGAAAAUGAGAGGUGUAAGAGGUGUUCCAAAGUUGAGUAAGAAACAAAGGGAAGAACCUUAUCAAAUCCCUCAGUAUUUUGAUUACUUUUAAACAUUGUAAAUAGUUUUAGGGUAAUUAAUUAACAAGAUAGCAAGUUGUAAUCAUGUAUGACAUGAAGAAAAAGAGCUAGUUGUUUUC
This is a messenger RNA of Solanum stenotomum, 1517 nucleotides long. Its product is annotated as protein kinase PINOID 2. The transcript has 2 exons. Gene Ontology annotation, biological process: protein phosphorylation. The coding region runs from base 36 to 1430 and encodes 464 amino acids. Gene Ontology annotation, cellular component: nucleus; plasma membrane; cytoplasm. The record is from RefSeq and is a predicted model, not a curated record. Gene Ontology annotation, molecular function: protein serine/threonine kinase activity; ATP binding. Lineage: Eukaryota; Viridiplantae; Streptophyta; Magnoliopsida; Solanales; Solanaceae.